AAUAAUUAACUUUCAUCCGGAGGAGCAACCAAGAAAGGAACGAAAUUUUCAGAAUCUAUUAAGCUGAAUCAAAAUCUUGAAUGACCGAAUAUUUUAGAAGUUCAAUCUUGAAUUCUUGAUUCAGAUCAAUGGAUCGGUUCACAGACGGGAAAGAAUUAUUGUCAUCAACUAAGUGCAAGACAAAAAGUUUACGCUGCGGCGACAACGAUGACCGAAAUUCAGAGCCGCGGAUCCCUCAUGACACAGUAAUCGAAGUGCUCAAGCGUCUUCCGGUCAAGUCCCUGAUGCGAUUCAAAUGCGUGUCCAAGCGCUGGCACUCCACUAUUUCUGAUUCCGGUUUUGCCGACGGGCUCCUCAUUACUUUUACCGACGUAGAUGCUUCAUCCCAACCCGGGCAACCGAUCCAGCGCUUUAUUCGCGUUUCCUCUGAUAAAACACUACAUCACCAGGCAAGCAUAUCACUCGCUGAGCACGACAUGACCCAGGCCAUCAAUGGCCUUGUUUGUAUCUAUGAUAAUACGGAUAACCUCAUUUUCUUGUGCAAUAUUUUCACCCGUGAAAAUUUGGAGCUUCCAUCCCCACGAUUAGAUACUCGUCGCGCUAAAUAUUAUUUUGGAUACGAUCCAAUUAAAGAUUUGUACAAGUUACUUAAAAUAUGUUCAGACGAAGUUGGUGAUAUUUUGACUUUGGGGAUUGACACACCAAUAUUCCGUGAUGGUUAUCCUUGUGAGAUUCUCACUCUGGGGGUUGACUCCUCCUGGAGGGUCAUCCCUCCUGCAACUCUUGAUUUAAAGACACAGAGCAUUUGCAUUGAUGGGGUUCUGUAUUGGGGUCGGGAUUGUCAUCCUAAUUAUUCAGUGGUUGCUUUUGAUCUAAUGGAGGAGGAGUUUCGGGUUGAACCCAUACCUGAUUAUAUGACAGAGACCAACAAAUGGAACCGGUUUAAUGUUAUGGAACUUGGAGGAAGGCUUACCUUGGCACAGGUCGAAGCAUGCUUAUUUGAUGACGGGAAAUUGAUCUUAUGGGAAUUCCAUGAUCAUCAAGUAGGGUGGACCAAACACAUUGUUGAGUUGCCAACAGAGUUGAGCGAAGAGGGAUGCCGUUUUCCUGUUGGAAGCCUCCCUACCGGAGAAUUGUUACUUGCUGAUUACAGACUUAAGUCUCCAAUGAGUGUUUAUUCUUAUGAUCGUGAAAAAGGGAAGUUUGAAAAGUUUUUGAUGGCCGAGUUCCCUUCAUCUCUGGCUUUAGUGUGCAGGGAAGCAAAGCUUGGAAUAACUUAUCACAAGGGAAACUUUCCCCGGUUGGAUCAUAUGAUCAAAGGUUGCAAUUCACUUUCAUCAUAUGUGCCAUUAUCAGAUAGACAUUUCAUCCUGUGAAUGCAGGAGAAUGAAAGGGGGAAAAAGGUCCAAUUGUCUGUUUUAAAUGUUUCAGUAGAUCUUUUAUGUUACAACAUAUUAGCUCGUUCCCACAUGUUAUAAACAAAAACAUUUCCUGAAGUUUGAGGAGAGCAUCUUGUGAUGACAUUUGUAUGGAACUAUGAUUAAAGUAUAUUUAUUGAGCACAAUGUGAGUUGAAACUGGAAAGUUAAUUUUAUCA
Molecule: messenger RNA, 1596 nt
Organism: Olea europaea var. sylvestris
Lineage: Eukaryota; Viridiplantae; Streptophyta; Magnoliopsida; Lamiales; Oleaceae
Product: putative F-box protein At1g32420
Exons: 1
Coding region: 129-1376 (415 amino acids)
Molecular function (GO): protein binding
Source: RefSeq, a predicted model, not a curated record